GUAUCCCAGCCCAGAGCCAACAGUUUCCUCCGGGCAUUCACCGAGCUAGCAAUCCAAGUCCAAGUGCUAAACAAAUCUACUCUCUCAGUAUGAAGAACGCCGUCGCCAUCCUGCUGUGCGCCCUCCUCGGCCUGGCCUCCGCUGCCGAGUACAAGAUUCGCUCCGUCGAAGACCUGCAGACCGCUCGCAAGGAGUGUGGAGCCUCCAGCAAGGUGACCGAAGCUCUGAUCGCCAAGUACAGGACCUUCGAGUAUCCGGACGAUGAGAUCACCCGCAGCUACAUCCACUGCAUCUUCCUCAAGUUCGAGCUCUUCGACGACGCCAAGGGAUUCAACAUCGACAACCUGGUGGCCCAGCUGGGCCAGGCCGCCGAGGACAAGGCCGCCGUGAAGGCCGACAUCGAAAAGUGCGCGGACAAGAACGAGCAGAAGACAGCUGCCGACGCCUGGGCCUUCCGCGGUUUCAAGUGCAUCCUCGGCAAGAACCUGCCCCUCGUCCAGUCGGCCAUCCAGAAGCCGAACUAGGCGCUGUCCGGCCUCCCAGUUCCGGUUGAAUCAAUUCUAGAACCGCAAGAACAUGUCGCCACCGGGCAGUGCGGAAUAUUCUUUUAGAGAAAACACCGCUAUGGCUCUGCAUUCCUAAAAUUGAAAAUAAAACCAUAUAAUAGUGCUUGAA
Molecule: messenger RNA, 675 nt
Organism: Drosophila bipectinata
Lineage: Eukaryota; Metazoa; Arthropoda; Insecta; Diptera; Drosophilidae
Gene: Obp44a
Product: Odorant-binding protein 44a
Biological process (GO): sensory perception of smell
Molecular function (GO): odorant binding
Source: RefSeq, a predicted model, not a curated record